UUCUAUUUAUAACUCUCCUCGAAACGGCGGUGUUCGAUCUUCAGAAACUUGACUCCCACGCUCGCUCGGAAAUCGACUCCUCGCUACCUUGUUCUCGUCUCUCUAACAUUGGCACAGACGUGUGGCUUUUCUGGGAAUUCAAUCGGAGUUGCAGAGAACUGGCAUUUUUAUCGCCGUCACCGGAGAAUGAUGGAGAUCGACGUGAAAUCGAUGGCUCGGACAGUCGAGGUCGACAAUCGAAUUGCUCUCCGUAAUUACUACCGGAUCGCUGAUAAUCUCCUCAAACAGGCUAGCAUCUAUAGGGAGGAGAAGAAUGUUAUAGAUUUGUACAUCAUUCUUCUUAGAUAUUCGAGUUUGGUGUCUGAAACUAUACCAUUUCAUCGGGAUUACCUGGUUCUGCUUCCAGAAGAAAGAAAAAAAUAUAAGAAGAAAUUGCCAUCAGUGCUGGAUGAGGUUGAAUCUUUGAAGCCAGAGUUCUUACGACGAGUGGACGAACUAAAAAAGGCCCAUUCUGGAUCCAGAUUACUACUACCUGAAGCCCCAGAAUCGAGUUUAUUUGGUUCAGAGAUAUCCUCCUUGGAAAGGCCUGCUGCUAAUAGAAAUUCUUACCUCAGCGUUGAUAUGAAGCGGCCUGCUAGUGUAGCACCUCAGUCUUCAUGGAAAUAUCACAAUCAUCAGUCUCAGGGUUUUUCACCAAACUCCGUGCAAAUUGAGAAGCAGUUCCAAAAGCUAUCUUUUGGUUUACCUCCUCCAAAGAAGGAAACUUUGUCUAGACACUCAUUCUUGGGUCCAAAUGGUCUUCAAGGACAGUGGCGAGGACCUAGUGCAGACAUAAAGGUUCAAUAUCCAAACAAUAUCAACUUAAACCCAACAGAAAUUCCAGUCCUGAAUCAGGCUGGACAAUAUGGUCUUGUGCCAGCAAAAGAUGGUGAUCACGUCAGCAUCGGAUCUACAAUGGAGUCAGUGCUCUCCUUGGAUGAUGGUAGAUGGCUAUGUACUGAGGAGUCGUGUUCUCCAUUGAUUGAGGCAGAACCUUUGCAGUUGGUCAAGCAACCUUCCAUUCCUCCUGUCCUUGCUCAGCUGCAGCAAGAUGUCACUCCAAUUCCUCCAUCAAAAGUUGCAGAUCCAAGACCUGGAUCAGCUAAAUCUUCUCAGAAUGGGAUACCAGAUUCUGGUUCAUAUCAGCAUCUACACAUUCCCGUAAAAAUGAUGGAAGAUUUCUUGAGAUUAGCUCUGGAAAACACUCAAAAGAAUUUAGAGACAUGUGGUGUUCUUGCGGGUUCAUUGAAAAACAGGGUCUUCCAUAUCACUACACUUAUUAUCCCAAAGCAAGAAUCAACUUCUGAUUCGUGUCAGACUUUGAAUGAGGAAGAGAUAUUUGAAGUUCAAGACAAAUUAUCUCUCUUUCCGCUUGGUUGGAUUCACACGCACCCAUCACAGACCUGCUUCAUGUCUUCCGUAGAUCUACACACUCAUUACUCGUACCAGAUUAUGCUGCCAGAAGCAAUUGCAAUUGUUAUGGCCCCUACAGAUACUUCGAGUCCACAUGGCAUAUUUCAUCUAUCCGAUCCAGCUGGUGUGUCUGUGCUUCGUAAUUGCCAACAGCGUGGCUUUCAUCCCCACGAGGAGCCAUCUGAUGGAAGCCCAAUUUAUGAGCAUUGUUCACACGUCUAUAUGAACCCCAAUUUGAAGUUUGAUGUGGUCGAUCUUCGGCGUGAGUUUUCUCAUUGAAGCUGGAACAUAUAUAUAUAUAUAUAUAUAUAUAUAUAUAUAUAUGUAUGUAUGUAUCAGUAUAUGUAUAUUAGAAAGUAAAUGUCUUUGCACCUCACAGACUUAUUCUGAGUAUAGGAUGGAUAGGAAGCACAUCCAUUUGUAUCUUCAACCAUUUGCGAGAAAGCUCAAGUCGAUCUUGUAUUGUUGUUUGACUGGUAAAUAUAAAUUGUGUCAUUAACACC
This is a messenger RNA of Juglans microcarpa x Juglans regia, 1955 nucleotides long. Its product is annotated as AMSH-like ubiquitin thioesterase 3. Gene Ontology annotation, molecular function: metal-dependent deubiquitinase activity; K63-linked deubiquitinase activity; protein binding. Bases 187 to 1731 code for a protein of 514 amino acids. Gene Ontology annotation, cellular component: endosome; membrane. Gene Ontology annotation, biological process: protein K48-linked deubiquitination; protein K63-linked deubiquitination. The transcript has 14 exons. Lineage: Eukaryota; Viridiplantae; Streptophyta; Magnoliopsida; Fagales; Juglandaceae. The record is from RefSeq and is a predicted model, not a curated record.